AUGAUCAAAUUUUCGACUACUACUACUACUACUACUACUACUACUACUACUACUACUACUACUACUACUACUACUACUACUACUACUACUACUACUACUACUACUACUACUACUACUACUACUACUACUACUACUACUACUACUACUACUACUACUACUACUACUACUACUACUACUACUACUACUACUACUACUACUACUACUACUACUACUACUACUACUACUACUACUACUACUACUACUACUACUACUACUACUACUACUACUACUACUACUACUACUACUACUACUACUACUACUACUACUACUACUACUACUACUACUACUACUACUACUACUACUACUACUACUACUACUACUACUACUACUACUACUACUACUACUACUACUACUACUACUACUACUACUACUACUACUACUACUACUACUACUACUACUACUACUACUACUACUACUACUACUACUACUACUACUACUACUACUACUACUACUACUACUACUACUACUACUACUACUACUACUACUACUACUACUACUACUACUACUACUACUACUACUACUACUACUACGAUGUGGUGUAUGCUACUUAUGUCGACAGACAUAAGUAGUAUGAAACACUAA
This is a messenger RNA of Schistosoma intercalatum, 621 nucleotides long. The record is from the annotation of a GenBank genome assembly. Lineage: Eukaryota; Metazoa; Platyhelminthes; Trematoda; Strigeidida; Schistosomatidae.